Neoarthrinium moseri is the source of this 1824-nucleotide messenger RNA. RefSeq lists its product as uncharacterized. Gene Ontology annotation, cellular component: cytoplasm; phenylalanine-tRNA ligase complex. The transcript is spliced from 2 exons. Gene Ontology annotation, biological process: phenylalanyl-tRNA aminoacylation. The record is from RefSeq and is a predicted model, not a curated record. Gene Ontology annotation, molecular function: phenylalanine-tRNA ligase activity; magnesium ion binding; RNA binding. Lineage: Eukaryota; Fungi; Ascomycota; Sordariomycetes; Amphisphaeriales; Apiosporaceae. Bases 1 to 1824 code for a protein of 607 amino acids.
AUGCCUACCAUUGCCGUCGACAAGUACGACCUCUUCGAGGCUCUCGGUCAAAAGUAUACCACCCAGGAGUUCGAGGAGCUCUGCUUCGAGUUCGGCAUCGAGCUGGACGAGGACACCGAGAACGAUGACCGCCCCAUUGUCAACGGCGUCCAGGAGCCGCCCCAGCUCAAGAUCGAGAUCCCCGCCAACCGCUACGACAUGCUGUGCUUCGAGGGCAUCGCCCUGAUGCUCAACAUCUUCCGCGGCAAGCAGGCCACCCCCAACUUCAAGCUCGUCGAGCCCCCCGCCGCCGGCCUCCAGACCAUCACCGUGUCCCCGGACACCACCAAGAUCCGUCCCCUGGUCGCCGGCGCCAUCCUGCGCAACGUCAACUUCACCCAGAAGAAAUACGAGUCCUUCAUUGCCCUGCAGGACAAGCUGCACCAGAACCUGGCCCGCCAGCGCACCCUCGUCGCCAUUGGAACCCACGACCUCGAUACCGUCAAGGGCCCCUUCACAUACGAGGCCCUGCCACCCCGUGACAUCGAGUUCACCCCUCUCAACCAGACCAAGAAGAUGAACGCCGAGGAGCUGAUGCAGUUCUACGAGAAGGACAGGCAUCUGGGGAGGUAUCUGCACAUCAUCAAGGACAGCCCCGUCUACCCCGUCAUCUACGACGCCAACAGGACCGUCUGCUCCCUGCCGCCCAUCAUCAACGGCGAGCACUCCAAGAUCACCCUCAACAGCAAGAACGUCUUCAUUGAGUGCACCGCCACCGAUGCCACCAAGCUCGACAUUGUCCUGAACAUGAUGGUGACCAUGUUCUCCGUCUACUGUGAGGAGCCCUUCACAAUCGAGCCCGUCAAGAUCAUCUCGGAGCACAACUCGCAGACCCGGACCACACCCAACCUGUCCUCCCGGACCACCGAGGUGGAAAUCGACUAUUUGAACGCCUGCCUCGGCAUCAACGAGACCCCCGAAAGUAUCUCCAAGCUUCUUGCCAAGAUGUCCUUGUCCGCCAAGCCUUCGUCCAAGAAGGAUACCGUAGAAGUUUCCAUCCCGCCCACAAGAGCUGACAUUCUCCAACGUUGCGACAUCAUGGAGGAUCUCGGCAUUGCCUACGGUUUCAACAAACUUCCUCGCAUGUCGGUCAACAGGACCGUCGGUUCACCUCUGACCAUCAACAAGUUGGGCGAUAUCAUCCGUCUGGAGUGCGGUAUGGCAGGCUGGUCCGAGGUCAUGCCCCUAAUCCUGUGCAGCCACGACGAGAACUUUGCCUGGCUGAACCGAAAGGAUGACGGCAAGACGGCCGUCAAGCUGGAGAACCCCAAGACGUCCGAGUACCAGAUCGUACGGACGUCGCUUCUGCCCGGUCUGCUGAAGACCAUCCGUGAGAACAAGAAGCACAGCGUGCCAAUCAGAGUCUUUGAGACCUCGGAUGUCGUCUUCAAGGACGAGACCGCCGAGCGCAAGGCUCGCAACGAGCGCCACUUCAGCGCCGCCUGGUACGGCAAGACGAGUGGAUUCGAGGAGGUCCACGGUCUCCUUGACCGUGUCAUGCUGAUGCUGCGCCAGGGCUUCCUGACGCAUGAGGAGGGCCUCAAGAGCAGCAAGAGCCUCGACUUCCAAGUAGCCCAAGACCACACCCAGCGCGACGGCUACUGGCUGGAGCCCAUUGACGAGGAGACCUUCUUCCAGGGCAGGGCGGCUGCCAUCUACUUGAGACUAGGCGGCAAGGCUACCAGGAUAGGCGAGGUCGGCAUCCUGCACCCUACCGUGCUAGAAAAGUUCGACCUGAACCGUCCCGUCAGUACGCUGGAGAUCAACCUGGAGGUCUUUUUAUAG